GCCGCGUGCGGCUGGAGGAGGGGGCUUCCCUCCGCCUGGACGCGCUGCGGGCCGAGGACCAGGGCUGGUACGAGUGCCGGGUGCUCUUCCUCGACCGCCACAGCAGCGACGCCGACUUCCAGAACGGCACCUGGAUCCACCUCACCGUCACCGCGCCCCCCACGUUCGUGGAGACCCCCGCGGCCGUGGUGGAGGUGCGGGAUGGGGACCCCCUGAGCCUCACCUGCCGAGCCGGGGGGAACCCCCAGCCCGUGGUCACCUGGAGGAGGAGCGACCUGAUCGUGCAGAGCGGGGAUGAGGUGAAGGUGGCCAAUGGCACGCUGAGCAUCGCGGCCGUGGGACGUGGCAGUGCCGGCACCUACACCUGCCACGCCACCAGCACCGAGGGCACCGCCACGCACAGCACCCGCCUGCUCGUGCUGGGCCCCCCGGUGAUCGUGGUGCCCCCCCAGAACGUGACCCUGAACGUGUCCCAGGACGCUUUCCUGGCCUGCCAGGCCGAGGCCUACCCGGCCAACCUGACCUACUCCUGGUUCCAGGGCGGCACCAACGUCUUCCACCUCAGCCGGCUGCGAGCCCGGGUGCGAGUGCUGGUGGAUGGGACCCUGCUGAUGAGGAGGAUCCUCCCUGAGGACUCGGGGAGAUUCACCUGCACCCCCAGCAACGGCCUCGGGCAGCCCCCCUCGGCCUCCGCCUUCCUCACCGUGCUCCGUGAGACCCCCGGGCUGGGGGAGGGACGGGGGGGGGAAAUGGGAGGGGAAAAGGGGGAAAUGGGGGUGAAAAGGUUCAAAAUGUGA
Messenger RNA from Myiozetetes cayanensis, 797 nucleotides. RefSeq names its product protein turtle homolog A-like. The record is from RefSeq and is a predicted model, not a curated record. The annotation marks the transcript as partial. NCBI's taxonomy places the organism in Eukaryota, Metazoa, Chordata, Aves, Passeriformes, Tyrannidae. Gene Ontology annotation, biological process: cell-cell adhesion. The transcript has 6 exons.